AGCCCUCCCAAGAGACAUAUCGCACGAGGUUUAUUUUUUUGGGUACAUGAUUCCUAUUUCUGAACAGAAAGUGUCAGUUGGCACUAGAAGAAUUGGAGAAAAAAUAUUGUUCGUAAAACUUGUUGACUUGACGUGUCUGCGUAGUUUUCAUUUCAUUAAAGAAAACUGGGCGGGAUAAGAGAUACUUGGAUUUGUCGGUCUAGGCAGUUGCACACUCCCUUUUCCUACCUAGGAAAUAAACUUAAAUGGAGGCUCGAGUCUGUGGAAAUACCUACCGACAGACUUUGUGAAAGGCAAAAGUGGAGGUGUUGAAAGUGGAAGAAAAGCCGGGAUACAAUAAUACAAGCCGAUGAACAGGAAACUGGAACACAUCAAAUCAUAGAACAAAGGAGUUGUUUUAUAUUAUAAAGAAAUUUACAUUAUUCAGUUCUGACACUCUAGCCGGCACACAACCAGGGCUUGUUUAUGACCCCAGGGCCAAAGACUUAAAAGGCUGAAGGAUGGCUCGGAGUUCACACGCCAGCUCCAGUGGGUCUCAGUAUGCUGUCUGUGCUCUGGGGGUUGGCCUGAUUGCUCUGGGUGUGGUGAUGAUUGUGUGGAGCGUGGUCCCAGGGAACACAGUGCCUUCUGGGAAUAACAGCAAGCCAGAGUUGGGUCCAGAGACGGACUCCACCAAGGGGAAGACCUCGUCUGUGGCGUUUGUUCUGGUGGGCAGCGGAGUGGCUAUGCUGCUGCUUUCUAUCUGCCUGAGUAUCCGCAACAAACAUCGGCAAAAUCGACGAGAGGCUGAGGCCACUGACGUGGAGUACGAGGACAACGAGUCUCCAGAUGAAAGGCCGGAAGUGCCAGAGGGGCACGUCCCGGCGUAUAACGUUCCCAGCUAUGAUGAAGUGGUCGGGAGCAACGACUACCCAGUGAGACAGAGCAACCUCCACAACAGCCUCUCCCUCCCCUCCUACGAGUCGCUAGCGGAUGCAUUGGCGAUAGAAGCCUCUGUGGAAGCUGCCACCAACACAGAUGGGCCGACCCCUGCCCCUGCCGCCACACAGCAGCCACCACAGCAACAGGCUGGUUGCCAAAAAGCACGCUCCAGCAAGAAGUUCAGACCAUUAAAGGUUCGCAGGAUCAAGUCUGACAAAUUGCACUUGAAGGACUUCAGGCUUAAAAUCCAAAACUCGAACAACAGCAGACCAGACACCAUUGAGCCUUUGACCCCCCCACCAAUGUAUGAUGAAGAGAUUCAAGAUAAAAACCUGCCUGUGUAAACCUGACCUGACAGGCUUGCCACAGGGGGGAGCCACUGCCUCGCUCUGAAAAAUCACUGCAGUGCAAACCGACCAACCUGGGACCCUGACCUUUUUUUAAAAGGUGUUUUUUAAGCACUUUUUACUUAAACAAAUGUACUUGGAUCUUCUUUAAGAGAUGUUGGGGACCUUCUGCCAGUUUGUGUUCACAGGGACACUAAUAUUGUGUACCAAGAGCCAAAUUAGAUUUUUAACAAAUAGGAGGCAUGGUAGAAUGUGAUUACAGGCAGUCUACUUUGAUAAAGUGAUUUAGCGCUGAAUUCUGUCUUACGCAUUUUGAGUCUGAUGCUUCUACUGUAGAGUAACCUGGCUUAUGUUUGUUUUGAAAGAUGUGUUGGGGGGGGGGGGGGACUGUGAUGGCAAGGACAUGUCUUGGGAGUUCAAGAAGCUAAAGACCUAUGGAGGGAAUUGAACGUACACUACAAAGGAUAAAGCAGUUAAUCUGGUUUAACAAUCCGAACAAUCACAGAUCUUGAUAACUCUAUCUUCUACUUUUGUUUUUAUUAUUAGUAUUAUUAUUGGUAGUAUUUAUUAUACAGGUGCAAACUGACACUUUAAUUCAAUCAAUGAUUCCUGUAUUUUCAUUUGGUGUCAUUUUGGAUAGGAUGAAGAAGGAUCUGUCACCUGGGCACAAAACUUCAACCAAAAAAAUGCCUGUUUUGUUUCUUUUCUUUUUGUACACUGAGAUUGUGCAUGUUUUUUUUUUUUUUU
Messenger RNA from Polyodon spathula (Mississippi paddlefish), 2015 nucleotides. Its product is annotated as transmembrane protein 51-like. The record is from RefSeq and is a predicted model, not a curated record. NCBI's taxonomy places the organism in Eukaryota, Metazoa, Chordata, Actinopteri, Acipenseriformes, Polyodontidae. The transcript is spliced from 4 exons. The coding region runs from base 501 to 1265 and encodes 254 amino acids.